Messenger RNA from Gadus macrocephalus (Pacific cod), 1369 nucleotides. Its product is annotated as G2/M phase-specific E3 ubiquitin-protein ligase-like. Lineage: Eukaryota; Metazoa; Chordata; Actinopteri; Gadiformes; Gadidae. The coding region runs from base 464 to 1216 and encodes 250 amino acids. Gene Ontology annotation, molecular function: ubiquitin-protein transferase activity. The transcript is spliced from 3 exons. The record is from RefSeq and is a predicted model, not a curated record.
UGUUGUGUUAAUAUACAAUGUAAAAUUGUUAUUUCUUGUGAAACUUAAAAUGCUUGAUUCCAUUAUAGGACAAUGUGGACAUCAAGGCGAUUCUCAACUCAUUUAGACAGGACAACUUGGAGACAGGCAGCACCUUCACUGUGAUUGCCAGGAGGAGAUAUGUCCUGAGAAGUGCCUGUGCUGCACUCUCCAAGACGUACUUUGGCUGGCACAAAGAGCCCUCGGUUGAAUUUGUCUCUGAGAUGGCAGCCGACUACGGCGGGCCUAGGAGGGAGUUUUUUAGGUGAGCAAUAACUAUUGAUUUUACCAUGUGCCUUGGUUAGUUUCCUGAAUCCUGUUCCUUGUCAUUUGGUCAUUUUGCAUGUUUGUCACAAUCUGUUCCUGUAAAGUUUUGUCUGGAUUCACAAGCUAAAUUUGACCUGCACUUGGUUCCUAUCUGCCAGAUCGUGUCAAUCACCUUAUCAUGUAUGCUAUUCGAAACAAAUUUCCCUUAACAUUUUGUGACAGGUUGCUGAUGCUCGAGGUCCAGAGCUCCCUGGGGAUCUUUGAGGGAAGGCCUGGAGAGCUUUUUUUUUCAUACGAUCUGCAAGCCCUGGACCAGAAUAAGUUCUAUACAGCGGGAAAACUUACGGCCUGGUCCAUUAUCCACAAUGGACCAGGCCUCCGUUGUCUCAAUAAUUCCCUGUUUGCACUCAUGUGCAACCAGGAGGUGGACCUCACAAAUUUGGACCUUGGGCUUCUCCCAAUUGAGAGUGAUGACCAGAGCAAGAUAGACCAGAUUAAGACCUGCAGCACAGAGGAGGACCUGGAGACCCUAAAACAGGUGUGUGGGGACUGGAUUGCUGGCUGUGGUGUACCAACAGUCUACACGGCCAACCUCCAGGAUCUCCCACGAGUCCUUAACCGAGUUGUGGCGCAUUUCAUUUUUCAUCGAGUCGCAAGCAUGAUCCAGCAAUUUACUGCUGGCAUGAAUUCUUGUGGCCGAUUCUGGGACCUGGUCAAGUCCUACUGGAGGCAGUUUGUUCCGGUCUUCACCCACACUGGGGAAAAACUCACCCGGCACAAACUGCUGUCGCUUUUUAUCAAAGCAAGGAGCGAGGAAGGAAGCAACAGGUGGGAGAUGGAGGAAAGCACCCUCUACCUAUUUGAGGACUGGCUGUUGGCCAUUGAAGGUGCGUGGUAUUGUAAAAUUCUGAAUUACUUUUUGGCAUUGUAAUUCAUCAUUCCAUUGACAGACUAUGCCUAUUAGUCUGGGUCUGAUGCUUUCCUGACUUUGAUCUUGACUCUUCUUGACAAUUUGCGUUUAAAUGAGGAGAGGAUUAGUUGCCAGAGGUUUGUAAUAGUAGUAAUUAGUCUUUGAGGAGGAGCG